Molecule: messenger RNA, 7763 nt
Organism: Salvelinus fontinalis (brook trout)
Lineage: Eukaryota; Metazoa; Chordata; Actinopteri; Salmoniformes; Salmonidae
Product: zinc finger SWIM domain-containing protein 6-like
Exons: 14
Coding region: 490-3885 (1131 amino acids)
Cellular component (GO): Cul2-RING ubiquitin ligase complex
Molecular function (GO): zinc ion binding
Source: RefSeq, a predicted model, not a curated record
GAGAGAGCCUACGGUUGUAGAUGUCUUCUUCAAUACCAAAAAUGCGGCUUCAACUCUUGCCCCUUUUACCCCUGUGGGAAACUAUAAGACCGCCCUUGGAUAAGACCCCGCCUUUAAACUCAAACACUAACAAACUUCAGAGUAUUUUCAUCUUUUAGUAUCCCCCCUCCACCACCACACACUGGGCCCCGCCUUCUAGCUCCGGAAUGGCUUCACAAAGGAUUUGCCGACGUUUGGGAAUUCCGCCUAUAGCUCCUUUUUUACCACCACUUGUGCGCUGGAAUCGGCCCAGGAUGACCAAGGAUCCCACCCAUCUCGGUUAAUUUGACAACACAAAGGACUUCGCCGAACCCAAAAGAAACCGCCUACUAUUCCAAAUAAGGGUCGUCUCUCCAUGUACGGCAAACAAUCGUCUGGAGUGUCUUUUUCUCUUCCGCAUCCCGUUUAUAUGGUCGGGGAGACUGUGCUGCAAGUUACAGCAGUGCAAUCAUGGCGGAGCGAGUCCAGCAGCCCCCGGCCAAGCGGCUCUGCUGCAGGCCCGGCUACAACCCGGCAUGCAGGCAGGGGCAGCGGGCUGGAGGAGUACUGUGUGGUGGUCCGGGGUCCGCUCCAGGGGGAUCGGGAAAAACACACAACCCCGAAUCGCUGCUAGACAUAGCGGCGCGGAAAGUCGCGGAGAAGUGGCCCUUCCAAAGGGUGGAGGAACGGUUCGAACGUAUUCCAGAACCCGUCCAGAGAAGGAUCGUGUACUGGUCCUUUCCGAGGAGCGAAAAGGAGAUAUGCAUGUAUUCGUCGUUCAACGCCGGGGGAGAAGAGAGUGGAACUAGCGGGGAAAACAAUGAAGAGACCCAGCUGCCUUUCCUACGGGGUGUCACUCUGCUGGAGGGCGGCUGGGUGGACAACGUACUGCAAGUCGGGUUUCAUCUGAGUGGUACGGUAACAGACCCGGCCACGUCCUCUCAGCCUGAGAUAAUUUGCAGCGUGAGCGUCAGCUUCGACCGCUGUAAGAUCACCGCAGUAACCUGUAGCUGCGGCAACAAGGACAUCUUCUACUGCGCCCACGUUGUAGCGCUGGCCCUGUACCGCGUACGGAAGCCCGAUCAGGUCAAACUGCACCUGCCCAUCUCAGAGACGCUGUUCCAGAUGAGCCGAGAUCAGCUGCAGAAGUUUGUCCAGUACCUGAUAUCAGUGCAUCAUACGGAGGUGUUGCCCACCGCACAGAAACUGGCUGAUGAGAUACUGUCAACCAACUCCGAGAUCAACCAGGUCCACGGGGCCCCGGACCCCACAGCAGGAGCCAGUGUAGAUGAUGAGAACUGUUGGCACUUGGAUGAGGAGCAGGUCCAGGAGCAGGUGAAACUCUUCCUUUCUCAGGGAGGAUACCACGGCUCUGGGAAACAACUCAACCUGCUGUUCAGCAAGGUGAGGGAGAUGCUUCGUAUGCGUGACUCCAACGGUGCCAGGAUGUUAACACUGAUCACAGAACAGUUCAUGGCCGACCCUCGCCUGGCACUGUGGAGACAGCAGGGCACCUCCAUGACCGACAAGUACAGACAGCUCUGGGAUGAACUAGGUGCUCUGUGGAUGUGCAUCGUGCUAAACCCCCACUGUAAGACGGAGCAGAAGUGUUGGUGGCUCAAACAGCUGAGGAGGUGGAACAGCGUGGACGUGUGUCCCUGGGAGGACGGUAACCAUGGCAACGAUCUGCCCAACCUCACCCACUCCCUGCCUCAGGGUGCCCAUGGCAACCAAGAGUUGCGUCCCCACAGGACGGUUUUCACGCGGGCCAUCGAGGCAUGUGACCUCCAUUGGCAGGACCGUCACCUGCAGCACAUCAUCGCCAGUGAUCUCUACGCCAACUACUGUUACCACGACAACCAGGACGGCUCGCUCUUCGACACACGCGGAUGGCCCAUGUGGCACGAACACGUUCCGACGGCUUGUGCUCGGGUGGACGCCCUGCGUUCCCAUGGUUACCCCCGUGAAUCGCUGCGAUUGGCCAUUGCCGUGGUGAAUACACUACGGCGGCAGCAGCAGAGACAGCUGGAGCAUUUCCGCAGACAUAAGAAAGAGCUGCUCCAUAAAGGUAUCACCUCCAUAACCAACAUGGAGGGCUGGGUGGGUCACCCUCUGGAUCCCAUCGGCACCCUGUUCAGCACCCUCACUGUGACGGGACGGGGGGCAGAGGAGGGGGCCAACACCUGCCUUGACCUUUCAGACUGUUCCAGCGUGGUGAGUCGUGCAGAGCUGCAGCGGUUGCCAGUGCAGCGCUUGCUAGGCGAGGGGGAAUCGUACGUGGCGCUUGCCGUGGAGACUGCUCUGAUUGGCUUAGGCCAGCAGAGGGUGAUGCCUGACGGGCUGUACGCCCAGGAGAAGGUGUGUCGCAACGAAGAGCAGCUAUUAGCCAAGCUGCAGGAAGUGGAGCUGGAUGAAACGCUGGUCAAGAUCUUCCGCAAGCAAGCCGUCUUCCUGUUAGAGAGUGGGCCGUACAGCGGCCACGGAGAGAUUGUCCACAGAGAGAGUGUUCCCAUGCACACCUUCACCCGCUACUUCUUCACCUCUCUCCUACCUCACGACGCUGAACUGGCGUACAAGAUUGCACUCAGAGCCAUGCGGUUGCCUGUGUUGGAGUCUACAGCCUCGUCAGGUGACCUGUCGCGACCCCAUCACAUGGUGUCUGUGGUCCCUAACCGUUACCCCCGCUGGUUCACACUCACCCACAUAGAGUCCCAGCAGUGUGAACUGGCCUCCACCAUGCUCACUGCAGCCAAAGGGGAUAGUCGUAAGCUGGAGACUGUACUAGAGUCCAUCCAGAAGAACAUCCAUUCCUCAUCUCACAUCUUUAAACUGGGCCAGGAUGCCUUCAAGAUCGCUACUCUGAUGGACAGCCUGCCAGACAUCACACUGCUCAAAGUCUCACUGGAGCUGGGGCUGCAGGUGAUGAGGAUAACCCUGUCUACGUUGAACUGGAGGAGGAGGGAGAUGGUACGGUGGUUAGUUACCUGUGCCACUGAAGUAGGGGUGUAUGCGUUGGACAGCAUCAUGCAGAGUUGGUUCACCCUGUUCACCCCGACCGAGGCCACCAGCAUCGUGGCCACCACCGUCAUGUCCAACACCACCAUCGUGAGGCUGCACCUGGACUGUCACCAGCAGGAGAACCUGGCCUCCUCCGCCCGGACCCUGGCCCUGCAGUGUGCCAUGAAGGACCCCCAGAACUGUGCCCUCUCCGCACUCACGCUCUGCGAGAAGGACCACAUCGCCUUCGAGACGGCCUACCAGAUCGUUCUGGACGCGGCCGCCACGGGGAUGAGCUACACACAGCUGUUCACGAUAGCCAGGUACAUGGAGCACAGGGGGUACCCUAUGAGGGCGUACAAGCUAGCCACGCUAGCCAUGGCUCAUCUAAACCUCAGCUACAACCAGGAUACCCACCCAGCCAUCAACGACGUGCUGUGGGCCUGCGCUCUGAGUCACUCGCUGGGAAAGAACGAGCUGGCCGCCGUCAUCCCCCUGGUGGUGAAGAGUGUGAAGUGCGCCACGGUGCUGUCGGAUAUUUUGCGGCGGUGCACACUGACCACGCCGGGGCUGGUGUCAGCGCUGCACAGCCGCAGGAACUCUGGGAAGCUGAUGUCACUGGACAAAGCUCCUCUCAGGCAGCUGCUGGACGCCACCAUCGGGGCCUACAUUAACACCACGCACUCUCGCCUCACGCACAUCAGCCCACGCCACUACAGCGAGUUCAUAGAGUUCCUGGGGAAGACCCGGGAGACGUUCCUCAUGGCCCAAGAUGGACACAUCCAGUUCACACAGUUCAUAGACAACCUCAAACAGAUCUACAAGGGAAAGAAGAAACUCAUGAUGCUGGUGAGGGAGAGGUUCGGCUGACCAGGGUCGGCCCCUAGGGAGAGGUUCGGCUGACCAGGGUCGGCCCCUAGGGAGAGGUUCGGCUGACCAGGGUCGGCCCCGAGGGGGAGGUUUCGGCUGACCAGGGUCGGCCCCGAGGGGGAGGUUCGGCUGACCAGGGUCGGCCCCGAGGGGGAGGUUCGGCUGACCAGGGUCGGCCCCGAGGGGGAGGUUCGGCUGACCAGGGUCGGCCCCGAGGGGGAGGUUCGGCUGACCAGGGUCGGCCCCGAGGGGGAGGUUCGGCUGACCAGGUUCGGCCCCGAGGGGGAGGUUCGGCUGACCAGGGUCGGCCCCGAGGGGGAGGUUCGGCUGACCAGGGUCGGCUCCUAGUACUUUUAUAUUAACUUGAGUCUGCCUUUUGAACUUCUUUGGACUUAAACAUGGACAAGUAAAGAGUUGGAGGACAAAGCAAAAGAAGAAGGAAAAAACUAUUUCCAGAGCCACACAGUAUUAUCCUUCUUGCUGUUAUUGUUCUAAACAUUAUUACUGUGUACAGUACUAUGUGUGUUUUAUUUUCAGAAGAGGAAAUGUCACGUUGUGAAUGUUGUGUGUUUUUCUUUGUGUGUGCGAGAGGAAAAAGCAGAUAACAGAAAUGUUUAUUAUUAUUAUUAGCAUCCCCCUGUUUUAUAUCUUGGUUUUAUACUGAGUAUAUGUCAAGUGGCUUAAAGUCCCUUGUGUAAAAACACAUUGUCAGCCUCAAAGAGACACUAUGGCUUUAAAACCACACAGACCUGACUAUUGGAAGCGCACAGCUCGGCUCCAUGAGAAAACCACCAUUAGCAUUUCUGUUGACUCGUCACUUGUGUUUUCUCUGUGUCAUAGGUAUUAGUUAGAUUCUAGUUUUGGAAUAAUUGUCUUAACAGACUGGUGUUGUUUCAGAUGCAGUAAUCAUAACUAUCUGUGUUAGAUUAAGGACAACAAUGCAGGACUACAGUAAUGGCACAUGGGCCAUAAGAUGAGGAUAUGGAGUAUUAUCAGAGUACCAGCAUUUGAUGUAUUAUGCCAGAAAUAUCCCACACUGUAAAAACAAAUCAUGUUUACAGUAAAGUUUAGAGUAAUGUACUGUUAAACAAAAGUUUCUUUGGAAUUUACGGUAACCUUUUUUUACAGUAACUUACAGGUAACUAACUGGCUGCCAGUAAGUUACCGUAAAAACAACAGGAUAUAUUUUUUUUUUUACAGUGCACAAUGUACUUAGGACCAACAAACCUGUAAUUGUGGGUUAGUUACUGGUUCAAGUCUUACGAUGAACAGUUGCUGGAGACUAGCCUGGUCACCUGACUGUUUCUGUAUUCACAAGACUAACCUUCACAAGACUAGCCGGGUUACCUGACUGUUUCUGUAUUCACAAGACUAACCUUCACAAGACUAGCCCGGUCACCUGACUGUUUCUGUAUUCACAAGACUAAUCUUCACAAGACUAGCCCGGUCACCUGACUGUUUCUGUAUUCACAAGACUAACCUUCACAAGACUAGCCCGGUCACCUGACUGUUUCUGUAUUCACAAAACUAACCUUCACAAGACUAGCCGGGUUACCUGACUGUUUCUGUAUUCACAAGACUAACCUUCACAAGACUAGCCCGGUCACCUGACUGUUUCUGUAUUCACAAGACUAACCUUCACAAGACUAGCCGGGUUACCUGACUGUUUCUGUAUUCACAAGACUAACCUUCACAAGACUAGCCGGGUUACCUGACUGUUUCUGUAUUCACAAGACUAACCUUCACAAGACUAGCCCGGUCACCUGACUGUUUCUGUAUUCACAAAACUAACCUGGUGACCUGGCUGUUUCUGUGUUCACAAGACUAACCUUCACAAGACUAGCCCGGUCACCUGACUGUUUCUGUAUUCACAAGACUAACCUUCACAAGACUAGCCCGGUCACCUGACUGUUUCUGUAUUCACAAGACUAACCUUCACAAGACUAGCCGGGUUACCUGACUGUUUCUGUAUUCACAAGACUAACCUUCACAAGACUAGCCGGGUUACCUGACUGUUUAUGUAUUCACAAGACUAACCUUCACAAGACUAGCCUGGUCACCUGACUGUUUCUGUAUUCACAAAACUAACCUGGUGACCUGGCUGUUUCUGUGUUCACAAGAAUACAGGCUGGGUAACUAAUUACAGUGCCAAAGUUACCAGGGUUCUAGUUGUACAGAUGUAGGAUCUUAAUUGGAUCACCUGCAACACAGGAAAUGUUUUACUUGUAUUUUGAGGUUUAAAGUGGUUUAAUUUCCACUUUUCCAAAAUUUCGGACUUGAUUUUCCCCUUAAGAAAAAUAUAUCAACCCCUACAAAAAUGUCAAUUUAUUUUAUACAUAGUUCAAAUGUCCUGUUGCUGCAGGAUUAUUUUCCUGCUGUAGCAAACAGGAUCAAAUUAGGAUCCCACAUCUGUAGAAUCGGUGAGUGUAGCUCCAGAAUGGGCCAGUGUCAAUACUUCUGUGCAUGUGGAAUCAUAGGAUAAUUCGAAUUCCAUUAUAAUACAGUUUUAAUAGGCCUAUUCUGUGUAUAACCUUCAGCAACUGUCAAAAGACGUUCUCAGGGAUUUCUCUAAAACUAACAGGAAGAAGGAACGAGUACAGGAAACAAUGAUUCGAGCAAGCAUGUAUUGUACUGUGUAUAUAUAUAUAUAUAUAUAUACGAUAGUGUAAGUCUAAAUAUGGAGGAUUCAAAAGUAUAUGUUAACUAAUUUAUACAGAGUAUUCUAUGUAAUGUGAAAUACUUGAAGCCGCUGUAGCUUGCUCUUUUUCUCUGUGUUUUUUCUUUCAAUUUUAUUUUACCACAGAACACAUCAGAAAGUGAAUUGGCCUUGCUAAUGGAGGGUUACUGUAGGCUCACAAGGGUUGUGUCAGUACUAAGACAUUGGUUCAGAUUAUUGAACUGCUAUCAACAGUUUGAUUUGGUAUCUAUUCAAGGUAUUGGAGCACAGUGAAAAUAUUAUCUUGUUCUCUCAAGGGUCACUUUUCACAAUGAACAGAUUUAUGUAUUUGACUGAUGUACAGUAUUCCAUUGAAAUGUCAUAUGAUAACCCGAGCAUUGAUUUUUUAUUACGUGGCAUCAUAACAUUGAUCAGCUGUUGAGAAAUGACCAACAUCCAGUUGUGUAUAACUGGUCCCCGAAGGCCACGGGGUCUGCUGGUUCUCUUCCUUACCUGGUAAUCCCAGACUUUAGAGUUAUACCUGGCUAAUCAGUGGUGUGAAAGCUAGGUCAGUCAGUGAUACUAACUGAUCUAUUAAAACCAGCAGGGCUGUCACCCUUCAGGACAAGAGUUGUGCUCUGCUGAAAUGUCCGCUUGCAUCUGAACACGCCACAGACCAGACCAGUGUGUGUCUCUCUUCCUGUACGAGGUCCUGCUAUUGUACUAAUAACUUGUCUUGUUUCUUUAUUUUUCUGGUUUUUGUUGAAGUGCUUUCUCUUUUGUUCUUUAAAGAAUAAACAGCCUUCUCUCUUGCCUUGUUUUGAAGUAACCAAGCAGGAGUUCUAACAACCAAACACGUUCCAAGAAGUGAAAGCCAAGUCACCUUGGUCCCAGCUUUAGUGUCCUUAAUUAGUAACUGAAUGGCUCUGUAAACACUGUGCUUUUAACGAAGCAUUUCCUUGUGUGUUUGUUGGAAAACUUUGUCCUGUGUGUCUCGUCCUCUAAUGAGUGGAUUUCCUCUGUUUCUUUCUAGCUGUUUAUUUUCUGUUUGUGUAAGAAAUGGAAUCUUCUGUUUUCCCACUUUAUUUAUUACAAUGAUCCAUGUAUACAUGCUUAUGAAAUUAAGAUUUGAUACACCAAUAUCAAUUUAUUUAUGUAACUAAAAUCACUGUUUUAUAAUCUUUUUUUUGUUUUAAUUAAAGUGAUUUUUUUUUUUAAGGUA